AUGGAGAGAAUCGAACAGUCCCAGAAGAGCAGAAACGUUGUUACGAUUCACGAAAUCAUGCAUGCUGGAGCAAAGACUUUACCAUUGGAGAUACGGUACUUUUAAAGAACUUUAGAGCUCGAGGAUUAGACGAAAAAUACGUUGGGCCGUAUCUAGUUGUUGAUGUUCAAGAUAUACUAGCUGUGAGAUAGAGUCGCUAGCCAAUAAGACAAGAAAGAUUGUUCAUGCGAACAAUUUAAAACGAUUUUCGAUUGACUAUGAUAUUGAUCAGGUUUACGAAAAAAGUGAAGAUACCGAAAGUUCUGAAUGUGACUUUGAUGAAAUUGGUAAUAUACUGCCGAAUCCUGAAGAACGCCAGAAUGUUCAAAGAAAUGAUGAUGGUGCUAAUGUGAUGCAUGGUUACAACCUUAGACGCAAUCGAAGGAUGCCGGAUCGUUAUGGAAUACCUGUUGUGGAUUACUGAACAGAUAAGUUAAACACUUUAUAGUAACUGAAUGUUACACGUUUAAGACAGUGUAUUAUGAACUUUAUUGAUUGAACUGUUGAACUAUUUCAUAUGUACUUUUAUGUUGAGUUGACCAGGAAAAUUUUAGUAGUAUAGUCUUUAAUUAUGUUGAUAUUAGGUGGGGGAAGAAGUGCCUCUUUGGAGUACGUAAUUUAAGUACCUUUUGGAGUAUGUGAUUUUAGAAGUAUGACCGCAUGGCGAGAGAGACAAAAGUGUGCAUGUAAGUUUUAUAGCUGAAAUAAUUGUGAGAUCGUG
Molecule: messenger RNA, 760 nt
Organism: Paramuricea clavata
Lineage: Eukaryota; Metazoa; Cnidaria; Anthozoa; Malacalcyonacea; Plexauridae
Source: the annotation of a GenBank genome assembly